AUGAGGAGCUACACCCACAUCUGCUUGUUGACCGUUGUGUCGGCCGCUUUUUCACCUCCAACUUCCUCCGCUGGUGACCAUCUAGAGUUCUACAAGGAGCUGAACUAUCCUUGGGUUGAUAAGGAGGGCCCCCUAUGCUUGAACGAAACUCUAUGCCCUCAAAACCCCAACUAUACUUGGAGCAGCUACUUCAAGUACUUUCUCGAUAAGGGUGUCAAAAACUUCGUUCUCGGAGGCCUCAUCAUGGCAAGGAGUAGCAUAUGGUUCUCCGGAGCUUUCCACUCCUUUGACCAAUGGAAUCUCUCUGCGUUCAUUGCACUGCGGAAGGAAGUGCGAGCUCGAGGUGGCAGGAUACUGGGUGACCUGCACGACCAGCAAGUUGAGCGGGAGGGGUCUUUCAACAAGACACUCUUCCGCGAGAAUGUUGACAAGUUCUUGCAGCACUUCCCCGUCGACGGCUUCAGGAUAAAGGAUUUCCUUCCCUAUAGUGAACAGACCACCCAACAUGUGAAGGAGGCUUUAGAGGUUUUCAAUGAGAUGAAGUUGACUUCUUCGAUCCGGGUGCAGCCUUCCCAGCUGGAUGCAUUCGCGAAGGCCAAAUUGGGAGGAAUCCCGAAGACAACUUUCCUCUCUUUGUGGCCGAAAUACUGUGACAAGGAGGAGACAAUCGCGUUUAACACAGACAAGUUCGCUGAACAAGCCAUCAAGAACGCCACUGUGGCUGGUGUGGAUCCAAGCAAGAUUGUUCUGGAAUUGCACGGCGGUCCAGUGGAUGAUGAACUCGACAUGGCUGAAAGUGCGACUCAGUCUCUAUAG
This is a messenger RNA of Perkinsus marinus ATCC 50983, 816 nucleotides long. RefSeq lists its product as hypothetical. The record is from RefSeq and is a predicted model, not a curated record. NCBI's taxonomy places the organism in Eukaryota, Perkinsozoa, Perkinsida, Perkinsidae. The transcript is spliced from 3 exons. Bases 1 to 816 code for a protein of 271 amino acids.